This is a messenger RNA of Drosophila kikkawai, 1694 nucleotides long. It is a transcript of the gene Elp4, whose product is annotated as Elongator complex protein 4. Gene Ontology annotation, biological process: tRNA wobble uridine modification. Gene Ontology annotation, cellular component: cytoplasm; transcription elongation factor complex; elongator holoenzyme complex. The record is from RefSeq and is a predicted model, not a curated record. Lineage: Eukaryota; Metazoa; Arthropoda; Insecta; Diptera; Drosophilidae.
AAUAUAGCCAGAUCCGUUCUAACCGAUACUAAGCUUUUUCCCCACCACUAAUCCCCCACGUUUGCAAAUAAACAGCUGUGAGAGCGGGGUAUCGGUAUCGAUACCGAGUGUGUGUCGGAAAUAGAAGUUUACGCGUUCUAGCGCAGAAAAAAGGGAAACACUGAGAAGACGAAGGGAAAAGCGCCGAGAAAAUAAGGUUAGCCAAUUCAGGGAGACUAGCCGAGAGCCAGAAGAGCGAUACCGACAUCGGCGGCGACCAACAUGACUAGUUUCCGCAAGCGCACCGUGCAGAAGCCAAUCCGCGGCACCCGCACCUCCCCGCACACGGCACAGGUGAUCACCUCCAGUGGCAAUCCCUACUUGGACGUGGUCAUUGGCGGCGGCCUGCCCAUGGGCUCCAUCUGCCUGGUCGAGGAGGACCGCUUCAUGACCCACGCCAAGGUGCUGGCCAAGUACUUUCUGGCCGAGGGCGUGCUCUCCAAGCAUGAGAUCUUUCUGGGCAGCCUCGAUGACAUCCCGGCGGAGAUGCUGCGCCGCCUGCCGCGUCCGCUGACCGAUCUGGAGACUGAGGUGGAGCAGCGCGAGGAACAGGCAGGCAGUGGAGGUGCCGAAAAUGGAUUGCGAAUUGCCUGGCGCUACAACGAUCUGCCGCUGGUGAAUUCCGAGCAUGCCACUGCCAAGAUCGGGCACCACUUCAACCUGAUGGAGCAGAUGGACUCGAUGAUGCUGUACUAUGCCAACACCACCAUGUGGGACGACAGCCACAAGGAGCCGGACAUUGUCAUUGCCGAGGAGUUCUCCAAGAGCAGCUCCCCGUCACUGGAGCAGCAGCCCACAGAGGAUGCCCCACCCAUUCCCACCCUCGCCGCAGAAGAAACCGGCGCCGCUACCGAGGAGAAGGCCUCAGCCCAGGAGGAGGGGAUCGCCGCCAACAACAACAAUAACAUUAACAAUAACAACACCAGCAGCGUCGCUACCAACACCACCAGCACAAAGACGGAUGGCAGCCAGCAGGAGCCGCCGCAGGUUUUCCACAAUCCAAGAUACGGUGGCCUGCUGAACGACAUCCAGCAGCUGCUGCGCGACGAGAGCUUUGUGGCCGGUACCAAGAAGAACCUGUGCCGCGUAUGCCUCACCUCGGUGGGCUCGCCCCUGUGGUACGAUGAGAACUUUGGCGAGGACCUAAUCAAGUUCCUCACCCUGCUGAUGGCCAGCGUGCGGAACUGCAACUCGGUGUGUCUGAUCACCAUGCCGAUGCACCUGAUUGCCAAGUACGAUGCCAGCCUGGUGCCCAAGAUCCGUCAGCUGGUAGACUAUGCCAUCGAGCUGGAGUCUUUCGCUGGUUCCGAGCGGGAGACGCACCCGGCCUUCAAGGAGUACAGUGGACUGCUCCAUUUGCACAAGAUGUCGGCGCUGAACACGCUGGCCGUCCACAUGCCGGACACCACGGAUCUGGCCUUCAAGUUGCGGCGCAAGAAGUUCAUCAUUGAGAAGUUCCACCUGCCGCCGGAGCUGCAGGAGUCGCCCAAGCCGGAUAACUGCAGUGCCGGCCGCCUCCUGAGCAGCAAUUCCAAUGCCACGGUCUCGCUGGAUUUCUAGCUGUCAGCGAAAUUAGAAACUAAGUUCGCGUAUGUAACCACGAAAAAACAACUAAAUUGCAUAAUAAUAAGCCAAGUAAAUGCAUUAAUAUAUCA